Papilio machaon (common yellow swallowtail) is the source of this 3309-nucleotide messenger RNA. RefSeq names its product atrial natriuretic peptide receptor 1. Lineage: Eukaryota; Metazoa; Arthropoda; Insecta; Lepidoptera; Papilionidae. Bases 1 to 3309 code for a protein of 1102 amino acids. The record is from RefSeq and is a predicted model, not a curated record. The transcript is spliced from 22 exons. Gene Ontology annotation, cellular component: membrane. Gene Ontology annotation, molecular function: guanylate cyclase activity; protein kinase activity; peptide receptor activity. Gene Ontology annotation, biological process: receptor guanylyl cyclase signaling pathway; cGMP biosynthetic process; intracellular signal transduction.
AUGGUAUUAAAUGUGGCGAUUUGUGAACGUACUGUUUACAACAUUGGGGUACUAAUGGCGUCUAGGUUAGACUCGCCUUUCGAUCUUGAGCGUUGCGGGCCAGCAGUGGACAUCGCUCUGGACGUAAUCAACGAGAAGUUUCUGGCGCAUCACAACAUAGAAUUGAAAAAGGUACAAGGCAGUUAUCCGUCGUGCUCCGGCGCGAUCGCCCCGGGUCUAGCAGCGGACAUGCACUUCAAGAACGACGUAAUAGCAUUUGUAGGCCCUGCUUGCGCCUUUGCCCUCGAGCCCGUCGCCAGGUUGGCCGCCUAUUGGAAUACACCUAUCAUCACUGGAAUGGGAGACCAGCCACCGUCAGAGGGCGAGCUGGCGGCUCCGGCCAGCGUGGUCAGCCGCAUGCACAGGCUAAGGAACUUGCGCAAAGGGACACGGCCGCAGACUUUGUUCAAUGACAAGGGCAAGUACCCGACGCUGACGCGCAUGUCGUACUGUCAGUGCCGGCUUCCACGCGUCUUCACCAGCGUGUUCGACCGCUUCGGCUGGGCGCACGUCGCUCUUCUCCUGGACAAAUCAGAUCUAUUCUCACUUACUGUUGGUAAGAGUUUAGAAUGGGGUCUUCGCAAGGAGGGGGUACUGAAGGCUGUGCGAGAACUGGACGGCAACGAAAAGGAAUCGUGCGAGGCGCUGCUACUUGACGUCAGCAUGUACGCCCGAGUGGUAAUCCUGAGCGUGCGCGGCUCUUUGGUGCGUGAGUUCUUGCUGGCUGCGCACGCGCUCGGCAUGACGCGCGGCGACUGGGCCUUCCUAGAUGUUGAAAUAUUUCAAGGUGGAUACUGGGGUGAGACGGGUUGGGAGGCGGGUGAUGAGCGCGACACUGCCGCGCGCGCUGCCUACGAGGCCCUACUCAGGGUCUCACUCAAGCUGCCCACCGGUGACCGUUUCGAUGAGUUCGCAGACACCGUCCGCACGCGCGCUAAGGAUCACUACGACUACAGCUUCUCUGACGGAGAAGAGGUGAACUUUUUCAUUGGUGCUUUCUACGAUGGCGUUUAUCUUCUGGGCAUGGCGUUAAAUGAAACUUUGACUGAAGGUGGAGACAUAAGAGACGGCAGGAACAUAACGCGACGCAUGUGGGGGAGAGAUUUUCAUGGUAUCACAGGCCAUGUUCGAAUAGAUCCGGUAGGCGACAGGGAUGCUGAUUACGCCAUAUUGGAUUUGGAUCCUGUAACGGGUAAAUUUGAGGUGGUGGCGUUUUACUACGGCUUGAACAGCAGCUACCGUCCGGUGGCGGGCAAGGCGAUACACUGGCCGGGCGGCCGCCGCGCCCCGCCGCCCGACAUACCGCGCUGCGGCUUCCUGGGCACAGACCCCAUGUGUCAGGGAGAGGCACAAACAGUUAUAAUUUACUGUUUUAUCGGACUGGCAUUGUUUCUGAUGUUCGCUGUAACUGCUGCAUGUAUCGCAUACAAACAGGCGCGUAUUGACGCGGAGAUGAACAACAUGGCGUGGCGCGUGCGGCCCGAGGAAGUGUUGCUAGAGGUGGGCGCGUUGGGCGCCAGCCCCGCUCUGCACAGCCUCAACGAGGUCCUCAAGUUGUCACUAAGUUGGAGUCAAACAAGCGCGGUGCCAUCAGUGGGUGGACCUCCUAUCACCCUGUCAUCUUUUACUGUCGGCCUCUACAAGGGCAAUAGAGUAGCUGUUAAGAAGAUACAUCGGAAGAAACUUGAUUUGAACAAGAAAUUAUUAUGGGAGAUCAAGCAGGCCCGUAACGUGUCCCAUGAGAACACGGUGCGUUUCAUCGGCGCGUGCGUUGACUGUCCACUGGUGUUCGUACUGACUGAGUACUGCCCCAAGGGCUCACUGAAAGACGUCCUCGCCAACGAGGAACUGCAACUUGAUUGGAAUUUCCGCACCUCGCUGGUGCAUGACAUUGUACAGGGUAUGUGCUACUUGCACAGCGGGCUGGGCGCGCACGGCAAGCUGCGCUCCUCCAACUGCCUCAUCGACGGCCGCUUCGUCCUCAAGAUCUCCGACUACGGCCUCAACACGCUCUGCACGCCCACCGACUUGAUAAAGGGCGAUCUAUACUAUUACAAGUUGUUAUGGACGGCGCCGGAGCUGGUGGCGGGCAGCUUGUAUCCGGGCGCGGUGGCCUCGCUCAAAGGCGAUGUCUACAGCUUCGGCAUCAUCCUUGAGGAGAUCGUGCGCCGCGCCGGGCCCUUCCACCAUUAUACGCCUACAAUGUCCUACAAAGAGAUAGUGCGUCGCGUGUGCGCCCGCGAGUCUCCGCCAUUCAGGCCGGUAGUCGGCGCGGGCGAGGCAGCGGGUGGCGGCGCGGCGGCCGAGCUGCUUGCGCUGGCUGAGCGCUGUUGGUGCGAAUCGCCCGAUGACAGGCCAUCCUUUGAUGCCAUCAAUGCUACUUAUAUCAAAGGUUACUGCGACAAUCUGAUGGAUGAUCUAUUACGUCGCAUGGAGCAGUACGCUAACAACUUGGAGUCGCUGGUAGAGGAGAAGACAGAGCAAUUGUCAAUGGAGAAGCGGAGAUCGGAGGAACUGCUCUACCAAGUAUUGCCCAGACCGGUGGCACAACAACUCAUGGCUGGUGAAGUAGUCCAACCGGAAAGCUUCGAGUGUGUGACUGUAUACUUCAGCGAUAUCGUUGGCUUCACUGAGCUGUGCGCUGCCUCCACACCAAUGCAGGUCGUUGACCUCCUCAAUGACCUCUACAGCACCUUUGAUAGGAUCAUCGGAUACUAUGACGUGUAUAAGGUGGAGACAAUAGGCGAUGCGUACAUGGUGGUGUCAGGUCUGCCGAAGCGAAACGGUGAUAUGCACGCGCGCGAGAUCUGCCUCAUGGCGCUCGCUGUCGUCGAGGCCGUGCGCACCUUCGCCGUCAGACAUCGCCCCUCACAUCGCUUGGAAGUGCGAGUCGGAGUGCACUCGGGACCGGUGUGCGCAGGCGUGGUGGGCGUCAAGAUGCCGCACUAUUGCCUCUUCGGCGACACCGUCAACACGGCCAGCCGCAUGGAGUCCACCGGACAACCGUUGAGGAUUCACUUAAGCGAGAGUACGCGCGUGUUGCUGGAGCAGUGGGGCACGUUCACAGUGGAGCGGCGCGGCGAGGUGGAGCUGAAGGGGCGCGGGCGCAUGCUGACGCACUGGCUGCUGCGCUGCUCGGAGCCCGCGCCGCACCAGGCGGGCCCGCCCGCGCCGCCGCCGCACUAUCCCAUACUGUUCCCCGCGCUGCCACAGCCCAUUGCCUUGCACACACCGUACAUUGUAGUUGAACAACCGACUAUAGCUGGAUAA